AUGUCUUCCACCAAAACCCCAGGGUACCCCGAUUUACCCGACCAGGAGAAAUCCCUCCCGGAGACAAAGCAUUUGGAACAAGUUUCCAGCGCCCCCGAGAUCAAUUUAAGCUAUGAAGAAGAUGAGGAACCCGAGUUCCAUGCACGUACAUGGUUUGCUCUAGCUGCUAUGUUCCUUCUGAACCUUGUUCAAGUCUUUGGCCUUUUGGGUCCUCCAACAGUUCUUUCCUUCAUCAAGCAGGACCUUCAUAAUACCAGCAGCGGAACAUGGGUACCAAAUUCUUUAUCACUCGUCCAGGCCGUCCUCGCUCCAUUGGUUUCAUCCCUAUCGGACACCUUCCAAGCUCGGAAACAUAUACUCGUUGGCGCUUCAGUGAUUUCGUUCAUUGGAGCAGCUAUUGCUCCUGGAUCUGAGGAUAUAUACAGGCUUAUUGCUGCCCAAGUUCUUAUUGGGUUCGGGUUCUCUACCGUCCCGUUGGCAUAUUGUGUUCCUAGUGAGAUCCUGCCCAGAAAAUGGAGACCGAUGGCUCAAGCGGCAAUGAAUGUGGCUGCGGCGAUUGGUGCUUGCAGCAGUCCAUUGAUAAUCGGGUCUCUUACCAGGGCAAACGCUCACACUGGUUGGCGUUACUUCUAUUGGAUCCAGAUGGGACUUUGGGGAGCAACGGCGAUCGGCCUUUUCAUCGGUUACAGACCGCCAAAACGGCACACACAACUGGACCAUCUUUCUUUUGGGGCCAAACUUCUCCGGCUCGAUUUGCCCGGAUUUUUCCUCCUCACUGUAGGGCUGACACUCCUUCUGACCGGAUUGAACCUUGGAGGUGGCCUAUAUGCUUGGGCAGCUGCUCCGGUAUUGGUGACCUUGAUAAUUGGCAUCACAACACUUUUAGCCUUUGGAAUAUACGAGUGGAAAUUUGUCACAACCGGAAUUUUGCAUCAUGAUCUCUUCCGAGGUGGCAAAAACCGAGGAAGAACAUUUGGCCUUUGUAUUGGCCUCAUGUUCAUAGAAGGCAUUAUUUUCUUUUCAUUUGUCAUAUUUUAUCCAGUGCUCAUUUCCACUCUCUUCGAGAAUGAUCCAUUCCUGUUAGCAGUCAGGCAAUUGCCCUGGUGGAUUGCAGGGACUUUCGGAACGGUGACUUUUGGCUAUUUCAGCACUAAGUUCAAAACGAUCCGAAUGCCACUUUUUGCGGGCUUUAUCCUGUUAACUGGCGGCACUAUUGGCUUUACAACCAUACAGCCUACCGACGGGUUGAAUACUUGGUUCUUUGCGGCACUAGCGGGGUUCGGAUUUGGUGCUCCUCUCAUUCUAAUCAUCGUAGGCGUCCAGCUAUCUACACCGCAUCACCUGAUUGCUACGGCGACUGCAGCAACAACAUGCUCCAGGGCUGUGGCCGGUUCCAUGUUUACUGCAAUUUAUUCUGCUGCUCUCGAUGCACGUCUUGCCAAAUACAUUCCUAGCUAUGUCGCCGAGGCAGCGGUGCGAGCAGGCCUCCCCAAGAGCUCGCUGGGUCCUUUUAUCAAAGCAAUUACUGCGGAUGAUAGUGACGCUCUUCAGAGUAUCCGUGGGGUCAGUCCAACAAUAAUCAGUGCUGGAAUCACAGCUUUGAAGCAGGCAUAUGCGGAUGGACUUCGAGUCGUUUAUAUUAUUGCGGCUCCGUUCGGCCUUCUAGCCUGUGUCGCUUGUUUCUUCCUCGGGGAUCUGAAAGACGUGAUGAAUUACAGGGUUGAUGCUCCUGUGGAAGACCUGCAUGCUAAACAAGACCGUGGACGCCAAGUGUAG
This is a messenger RNA of Penicillium lagena, 1776 nucleotides long. Its product is annotated as trichothecene efflux pump. NCBI's taxonomy places the organism in Eukaryota, Fungi, Ascomycota, Eurotiomycetes, Eurotiales, Aspergillaceae. The record is from RefSeq and is a predicted model, not a curated record. Gene Ontology annotation, biological process: transmembrane transport. Gene Ontology annotation, molecular function: transmembrane transporter activity. The coding region runs from base 1 to 1776 and encodes 591 amino acids. The transcript has 5 exons.